Molecule: messenger RNA, 1365 nt
Organism: Suillus paluster
Lineage: Eukaryota; Fungi; Basidiomycota; Agaricomycetes; Boletales; Suillaceae
Exons: 8
Coding region: 1-1365 (454 amino acids)
Source: RefSeq, a predicted model, not a curated record
AUGGCAAAGGGUAAAUCAGGACCCCCAUACACAGGGCGCUCUGCAGAAUAUGUCGUUGUCAGCUGCCCGUGGGGGAUGAACCGCGUCACAAAGAAUCGCGUCGCGCAGGACUUUGAUCGUCUUGCUGCGUGGAUUCAAUAUGUCCUCCAGGACAAAGGUGUAGAUGCAACUGUUGAAUGUAUAUUUCAAAUGGGGACGAGAGAUGAAGUCAUUGUCCAACUCCCACUUGGGGCAGAUAUUCAGCCACUUCUUGGGGAGCAUAAGUGGGCAAUCAUCUCGAAGAAGUGGGAUGGGGAUCCAAAUGAUGGCAGAGCCUCCUCUUUAUUUGAAUAUAAUUUUCGCAACAACGGCGACCCAAGUAAUCACAACUGGGCAGAAGAAUAUCCUAGCCCCCUUCCUCCAGGGAGUGUCCCUGCAAAGUCCCCGUAUCCAGAGCCAGGCUGGGCUGAGCCCCCUAGCUCUAUCCGUAGUCUCGUCCUUCCAGUACCACCUAGGCCACCGACACCUGUCCCAGAAUCUGAGCCAUCACAAAUCCCAAUCCCAAUCCCAGUCCAAAUCCCAAUCCCAGUCCCAGUCCCUGCGUUUCAAGGAACGACACCUCUACCUCCCGUUUCUCCCCCCACAGCACCUGCUAAUGCAACUUCUGCAUUCAGACCUUACGAACCUCCUACGCAACACCCCGCUCAUGGAACUUUCAUCGACCAGAUAAAUAAGCCAAGGAACCUUUCUGUGGACCAGCAAAGCCACCAGUCUAGUCCAGGCGAAGGCGAACAUGCCCCAGCCCUGAAAUAUAUCAAAAAGCUAGAUCCCUACCAGGAAGAGGAAGACACUCAGGCGCUCUUGCGAACCCCUCCACGAGAUUCUCAGAGUGACUCCAAGCCCAUCAAACACGAACUUGUCAAGAAAGAGCUGGACUUUGAACCCGAAUACCAGCCGUCUUCACAACUAAUGGACGCCAUCAGCAGUUUGAUACAGGAGCAGGACGAGGAACAGAAAGCCGUUGUCUGUGGGGGAUCUGGCGGACCGCUGCCAGGGCCAUCUACUUCCUAUCAGCCAUCUGCAGAGCUCAUGGACGCAAUUGACAGUUUAAUUCAGGAGCAGAAUCUCGACCAAAAGCCCGUAACCAAGGAACGCCAACAAAACUCUCACUAUCAACCAUCUGCCGAGUUGACUGAUGCGAUCAACAGUCUACUUCAACAGAGUGCAGCCAGCGACGAUGAGAAGAAGCCGGUUCCGGACCCACCACGUGCGCAUUCUCCUCUUAUCCUCAAUCAUGCUAUUAAGCCCAAGUCCAGCGCGAAGCAAGAGAAAAAAUAUGGACGGAAGAAAUCCAGGUAUGUGAUACAGCAUCUAAAUACCAAAUGA